Messenger RNA from Phasianus colchicus (ring-necked pheasant), 8676 nucleotides. NCBI's taxonomy places the organism in Eukaryota, Metazoa, Chordata, Aves, Galliformes, Phasianidae. The record is from RefSeq and is a predicted model, not a curated record.
CUGAGGCACAACAUAUGGGAUCUGUGGGGGAACUGAGGCACAGUGUGUGGGGUCAGUGGGGAAACUGAGGCACAGCAUAUGGGAUCUAUGGCAUUGUGUGUAGGAUCUAUGGGGAACUGAGGCACAGAAUAUGGGGUCAGUAGGGAAAUUGAGGCACAACGUAUGGGAACUAUGGGGAAACUGAGGCGUUGUAGGAUCAGUGGGGAAGUGAGGCACAGCAUAUGGGAUCUAUGGGGAAACUGAAGCACAGCGUAUGGGAUCUGUGGGGAAACUGGGGCACAGAACAUGGGAUCUGUGGAGGAACUGGGGCACAGAAUAUGGGGUCAGUGGGAAACAGGCUCAGAAUAUGGGAUUAACGGGGAAACUGAGGCACAGCCUCCAUAAUGGAGAACCCCGUUGUUCCUCCCCCUCGUGCACGGGGUGGGAGCUGAGUUUUGGGGCCGUUCCCACACACCCCACGUGUGUUGUAGGGGUGAAGAAGAAGACGAAGGUCAUCAAGAACAGCAUCAACCCCGUAUGGAACGAGGGUUUCGAGUGGGAUCUGAAGGGCGUUGCUUUGGACCUGGGCUCUGAGCUUUGUGUUGUUGUGAAGGACCAUGAGACCGUGGGGAGGAAUAGGUUUUUGGGAGAAGCUCGAGUUCCCCUACGGGAUGUGCUGUCCUCACCCAGCCUGGCAGCAUCCUAUGAUGUCCCGUUGUUGGAUAACAAGAAGCAGAACACUGGGGCUUCCCUCAUCCUGCAGGUCUCCUACACCCCUCCCCCGGGCGCUGCCCCCCUAUUCCCUCCCCCAGCCCCCCCUGAGGCAGCCCCGGCGGCGGUGGCGGAGCCCGACACGCUCACUGGUAAUGCGGGGGCUGCACGGGGGGACGCGUCCCCCAUAGCCCACCCCACAGCGGCCGGGGACCCGCAGCAACCUCCCUGCCUCCCGCCCCGCGCAGAAGCGGCCACCGAGGAGGAGGGGGAGGACCAGGCGGUGACGGGGGACGAGUUGGAGCCCCCAUCCUCGGGGCCGCCAGGCUCGGAGCCGCCCUCGCUGCCCCACAGACCCCCGGCUCCCCGCGGCCGUGGGGUGAGGCGCAGGAGGAGCUCGCCCAAAAAACCGCUGUCCAACAAACCGCAGGACUUCCAGAUCCGGGUUCAGGUGAUCGAGGCCCGGCAGCUGCCCGGCGUUCACAUCCGCCCCGUGGUGAAGGUGACGGCGGCGGGGCAGACCAAGAGGACCAGGAUACGCAAAGGCAACAGCCCCCGCUUCGACGAGACCUUCUUCUUCAACGUCUUCGAGUCGCCGGCUGAGCUGUUCGACGUGCCCAUCUUCAUCACGGUCCUGGACUCGCGCUCCUUCCGGAUGGACGCGGUGAUCGGGGAGUUUCGGAUGGACGUUGAGAGCAUCUACUCGGAGCCCAAACACGCGAUCCUCAGGCGGUGGCUGCUGCUCUCUGACCCGGAGGACUUCACAGCAGGGGCAAAAGGAUACCUGAAGGUCAGCCUGCUCGUGCUGGGGCCCGGGGACGAAGCUCCUGUGGAGAAGAAGGAGGUCUCUGAAGACAAGGAAGACAUCGAGGGGAACCUCCUGCGUCCCACGGGGGUCACCUUGCGAGGGGCUCAGUUCUGCCUGAAGAUCUUCAAAGCUGAAGAUUUGCCCCAGAUGGACGACGCCGUCAUGGACAACGUCCGGCAGAUCUUUGGCUUUGAGAGCAACAAGAAGAACCUGGUUGACCCCUUUGUGGAAGUCAGCUUCGCGGGGAAGACGCUCUUCUCGAGGAUCCUGGAGAAGAAUGCCAACCCGCAGUGGAACCAGUGCCUGACGCUGCCGGUGAUGUUCCCUUCCAUGUGCGAGAAGAUGAAGAUCCGGGUGACCGACUGGGACCGUCUCACGCACAACGACGUCGUUGGCACCGCCUACCUCUGCAUGUCCAAGAUCUCUGCGCCCGGCGGGGAGCUGGAGGUGGAUGACGGGCUGGGCUUCCUGCCAACCUUUGGCCCGUGCUACAUCAACCUGUAUGGCAGCCCCCGCGAGUUCACCGGCUUCCCCGACCCGUACGAGGCGCUCAAUUUAGGAAAGGGCGAGGGCGUCGCGUACCGCGGCCGGGUGCUGCUGGAGCUGGAGACCAAGCUGGCGGAGCACGGGGAGCUGAAGGUGGAGGACAUCUCUGCAGAUGACAUCCUGCGGGUGGAGAAGCACCUGCGGCGGAGGAAGUACUCCCUCUUUGCUGCCUUCUACUCGGCCACCAUGCUGCAGGACGUGGACGAUGCCAUCCAGUUUGAGGUCAGCAUUGGCAACUAUGGCAACAAGUUUGACAACACCUGCUUGCCCUUGGCCUCCACCACACAGUACAGCCGGGCUGUGUUCGAUGGUUGCCAGUAUUACUACCUGCCCUGGGGCAACGUGAAGCCCGUGGUGGUGCUGUCCUCAUACUGGGAAGACAUCAGCUACCGAACCGACACUCAGAACCUCCUCCAGCAUGCAGCAGACAGGCUGGAAGCCAACCUGGAACGGAUCCACCUUGCGCUCAAGGCCAACGGCGCGCCGGGCGAGCUGCAGUCCCUGGGUGCCCAGCUGAUGGACGACAUCAUUGCAGACUGCAGCGUUCCGCUGCCCGACGUGCUGGGGAAGGUGGCCAGCACACACCUGGACCAGAACCUGUACCGCUUCCGCAGCACCAACAUGGAGCAGGUGAUGCGGGCGGCCCUGAGGCUGAAGCACGAGGAGCUGAGCCUGCCAGCCGUGCUGGAGCAGGCGGAGGACUGGCUGUGCCGGCUGCGUGCCAUGGCUGAGGAGCCGCAGAACAGCCUCCCAGACGUGGUGAUCUGGAUGCUGCGGGGCGAGAAGCGCGUUGCCUACGCCCGCGUGCCGGCCCACGAGGUGCUCUACUCCCGUGGUCACCCCAGCUACUGCGGUAGGAACUGUGGCAAGCUGCAGACCAUCUUCCUGAAGUACCCCCAGGAGGAGGCGAUGGGGCCACGGAUCCCAGCCCAGAUCCGCGUCCAGCUCUGGUUUGGGCUCUCUGUUGACGAGAAGGAGUUCAACCAAUUCGCUGAGGGGAGGCUCUCCGUCUUUGCUGAAACAUACGAGAACCAGACCAAGCUGGCACUGGUGGGGAACUGGGGCACCACCGGCCUGACUUACCCCAAAUAUUCCGAUGUCACCGGCAAGAUCAAGCUCCCCAAGGACAGCUUCAAGCCCUCCACGGGCUGGACCUGGGCUGGUGAUUGGUUCAUCUCCCCGGAGAAAACGAUGCUGCACGAGGCAGACGCGGGGCACCUGAGCUUCGUGGAGGAGGUGUUUGAGAACCAGGUGCGGCUGCCGGGCGGGCAGUGGAUCCACAUGGCCGAUGCCUACACCGAUGUGAAUGGGGAGAAGGUUCUGCCCAAGGAUGAGAUCGAGUGUCCUCCGGGCUGGAAAUGGGAAGACGUGGAGUGGGACACCGACCUCAACAGAGCCGUGGAUGAGAAAGGCUGGGAGUAUGGCAUCACCAUCCCUCCGGACCGCCGGCCCAAGGCCUGGGUGCCAGCUGAGAAGAUGUACCACACCAACCGGCGCCGGCGCUGGGUGCGACUGCGCAGCAGGGACCUGGCACAGAUGGAGACCGUCAGGAAGCACAGGCAGGACGAGCAGGAUGGUGAAGGCUGGGAAUACGCCUCGCUGCUGGGCUGGCGCUUCCACCUGCGGCCCCGUCGCACCGACGCUUUCCGCCGCCGCCGCUGGAGACGCAGGAUGGAGCCCCUGGAGCGCACCGGGGCUGCGGCUGUGUUCGCCUUGGAGGGGGCCCUGGGAGGAGUGACGGACGACAAAAGUGACGAUGGCAAAUCCGUCUCCACGCUGAGUUUCGGUGUCAACAGACCCACCAUCUCCUGCAUCUUCGACUAUGGGAACCGCUACCACCUCCGCUGCUACAUGUACCAGGCACGGGACCUGGCUGCCAUGGACAAGGACAGCUUCUCGGACCCCUAUGCCAUCGUUUCCUUCCUCCACCAAAGCCAGAAGACAGUAGUGAUCAAGAACACCCUGAACCCCACCUGGGACCAGACGCUCAUCUUCUAUGAGAUAGAGAUCUUCGGGGACCCCAAGAACGUGUCUGACUGCCCUCCCAGCAUCGUGGUGGAGAUAUAUGACCACGACACCUAUGGUGCUGACGAGUUCAUGGGGCGCUGUGUGUGCCGGCCCAGCCUGCAGCGCGCACCGCGGCUCUCCUGGCACCCCGUGCUCAAAGGCAGCAGGAACGUCGGCGAGCUGCUGGCUGCCUUCGAGCUCAUCCAGAGGGAAAAGCCAGCUGUCCACCACAUCCCUGGCUUCGAGAACGAGCUGUCCUCCACUCUGGAUGAGUCUGAGGACUCUGACCUGCCCUACCCACCACCCCAACGGGAACCCAACGUCUUCAUGGUCCCCCAAGGGAUCAAACCGGUCCUGCAGCGCACGGCCAUCGAGAUCCUGGCCUGGGGGCUGAGGAACCUCAAGAGCUACCAGCUGGCCAGUGUCACAUCUCCCAGCCUGCUGGUAGAGUGUGGGGGGCAACUUGUGCAGUCCUGUGUCAUCAAGAACGUCAAGAAAAACCCCAACUUCGACGUCUGUGUGCUCUUCAUGGAAGUGCGUCUGCCCAGCGAGAGCCUCUACAGCCCCCCCAUCAUCAUCAAAAUCAUCGACAACCGCCCGUUCGGCCGCAGGCCCGUGGUGGGGCAGUGCACCAUCCGCUCUCUGGAGGAAUUCUACUGUGACCCCUAUGCUGAGGAGGCGGACGGUGCCCAGGAACAUGCAGAUGAUGUAAGCCUCACGCCCAGGGAUGAUGUCCUCAUUGACAUCGAUGACAAAGAGCCUCUCCUUCCCACCCAGCUUGUGGAGGGCAUGACCAGCUCAGCACUAAUUAACCCUCCAGCUUCUCGGUCCGAGCCUCAAGAGGAAGAAUUCAUUGACUGGUGGAGCAAAUUCUACGCUUCCACAGGGGAGAGGGAGAAGUGUGGCUCCUACCUGGAGAAGGGCUUUGACACCCUGCAGGUCUAUGAGACGGAGCUGGAGCGCGUGGAGGCCUUCGAGCAGCUCUCUGACUUCUGCCACACCUUCAGGCUGUACCGAGGCCGGGUGCAGGAUGCCAACGACGAUCCUUCAGUCGUGGGCGAGUUCAAGGGUUCCUUCAAAAUCUACCCCCUGCCUGACGACCCCCGCGUGCCGCUGCCACCUCGACAGUUCCACCAACUGCCAGCCAGGGGUCCCCAGGAAUGUCUUGUCAGGGUCUACAUCAUCCGUGCCUUUGGUCUGCAGCCCAAGGAUGCCAACGGGAAGUGUGAUCCCUAUGUGAAGAUUUCAGUGGGAAAGAAAUCCAUAAAUGACCAAGAAAAUUACCUCCCCUCUACGCUGGAGCCUGUCUUUGGAAAGAUGUUCGAGUUGAGCUGCACUCUGCCCCUGGAGAAGGACCUGAAGGUCACGCUCUAUGACUACGACCUCCUAUCCAAGGAUGAGAAGAUUGGGGAGACCAUCAUUGACCUGGAGAACCGGUUCCUGUCGAAAUAUGGGGCACGCUGUGGGCUUCCCCAGACCUACUGUGUCUCUGGGCCCAACCAGUGGCGAGAUCAGCUCCGUCCCUCCCAGCUGCUCCACCUCUUCUCCCUGCAGCACCACUGCAAGGCUCCCACCUACACGUCCGACCGGCUCAUCUUCAGGGAGCAGGAGUACAUCCUCUCCGAGCUGGAGGAUGGCAAGCCCCACAACCCUCACCUGGGACCAGCAGAGGAGCGGCUGGCCCUGCAUGCACUGCGGAAACAAGGGCUGGUGCCAGAGCACGUGGAGACCCGGCCCCUCUACAGCCCCCUGCAGCCAGAGAUCGAGCAGGGAAAGCUACAGAUGUGGGUGGACCUGUUUCCGAAAUCCUUGGGUCAGCCUGGCCCCCCUUUCAACAUCACACCACGCAAAGCCAAGAGGUUCUACUUGCGCUGCAUCAUCUGGAACACCAAGGAUGUCAUCCUCGAUGACCUCAGCAUCACCGGGGAGAAGAUGAGUGACAUCUAUGUCAAAGGCUGGCUGGUUGGCCACGAGGAGAACAAGCAGAAGACAGAUGUGCACUACAGGUCGAUGGGAGGAGAAGGCAACUUCAACUGGAGAUUCAUCUUCCCCUUCGACUAUCUGCCUGCCGAGCAAAUGUGUUGCAUUGCAAAAAAGGAGCACUUCUGGAGCUUGGACAAGACAGAAAAUAAGAUUGCACCUCAGCUGAUCUUCCAGAUCUGGGACAAUGACAAGUUCUCCUUCGAUGACUAUUUGGGCUCCAUCCAGAUGGAUCUCAACAGGAUGCCCAAGCCUGCCAAGACCGCUGAGAAGUGCUCCUUAGAGCUCAUAGAUGACAGCUUGUCUGCCAGCCGCUUUGUGUCCCUCUUUGAGCAGAAAACUGUCAAGGGCUGGUGGCCCUGCGUUGCAGAGCAGGAUGAGAAGAAGAUCCUGGCAGGAAAACUGGAAAUGACUUUGGAAAUUGUGGCUGAACAUGAGCAUGAAGAGCGGCCAGCUGGAGUGGGUCGGGAUGAGCCAAACAUGAACCCCAAGCUGGAGGACCCCAAGCGCCCAGAGACCUCCUUCCUGUGGUUCACCUCCCCAUACAAGACCCUGAAGUACAUCCUGUGGCGCCGGUACAAGUGGCUGCUCAUCCUGGCCAUCGUGCUCGUCAUUUUGCUGCUCUUCCUUGGCAUCUUCAUCUACGCCUUCCCGAACUACGCUGCUAUGAAGCUGGUGAAACCUUUCAACUGAAUGCCUGGAUUUCAGCAGGACGCUGCAGCCCAGGACGCAGCGACGUGCCUUUCCCCAAAGCAGCGUGCCACCUGCAGCCCUCACCUCAGGAGCAGCGCCUAAACCAAACCUCCUCUGCAGCAGUUCUGAUUUGGCUUCCUUGUCCUCCUUCUGUUUGUCUUAAUUUUUGGUCAGUGCUCGGAUGCAAAGCUGGAGAGGGUUGGGGAGAAAAGGACCUUUUUGUGGGCUGUCCAAGGCGGUGCUCAUGGAGGAGUGAUGGCUGCAAGGCAGCCACAAUCUCUCAGGUCCUGAGCAGGUUUUUCUUGGCACCUUGCAGCAGCCUCCCUUUGCCUCUGCCGUGCGAUGUGCAUUCAUGCAUUCCUGCUUUUGGAACCUGUUCUCCCUCCUCUGCACUCCCACGUGCCCCACUGCCUUCCCAGCCAACGCUGCUGCAGCAGCAGAGGGCACGGAGCAGCCCAGAAGCAAUGCAGUGCAAUGGGGGCUUUGCUUCUCUCUUCCUGCUGUGCGCAACCCCUGCAGCUCUGUGGCUGAUUGGUUUUCUCCUUUUGCUGAAGCCAAGCAGUGCAGCACCAGAGCGCAGUGCACGCUGCUGCUGGGUGCUACAGGGCAGACCUUCAGAAGCACAGCUGUUUGCUUUGUGCUUUGCAAGAAGGGCAUGAUUAGUGCACAUCAUGCAGGUUUUGCACAGCCCAGAAGGUGUGAAUGGUGUUGCUGGGACAUUGCUGCUUUCUGCUCCUCCUGCCCGUGCUGCAAUCACUGAUGUGCACUGAGAGGGGGUUCUGCUGCUGCUCAGUGUGACACGUGGGAGCAGACAGCAGAACAAGGUGAUCCCAGAGGAUUUGUUUCUCAGGACAAACUGUGCUGGCGUUGGCUCCAGCGAGGCACUUAAGCCUGUUCUUAGCAGCAGAUGGGGGGGAAAAGCACGUGGCUAAUUGCUUUGCUGGCGGGGAUGUAAUGCAAAUCCUGUGCUGCUCAGUACUGUGACAGUGCCUGGAUCGCACAGGGCAGCUCUGCCACGUGUGAGCACAACACUUCAGACACAGAGAAUGUAUCCCAAAGCAGCUGGCACUCAGGUGUGGAGGUUCCCCACCCCAGGAACCAUUUUGCCAGCAAAACGCUUCAUGUUUACCCAUGUUCACCUUUUUUCUGGAUCUCGUUCCCACCCGUGCUCCUGUUCAUUACCUAGUGCUGACCUACCAACUGUUGGCCCAAGAUUUGGGGAUGCUGCUUCCCCUGAGGAACAGGCGAGCUGAAGGGGAAUGUUGGCUUUGCAGCUUCCUGGGUGAGUUACAGCUUGGCCAAGUGGUGCUGCUGUGGUUGGUCCUCCUCCACUGCAACCCGGCUCGCCUCGCUGCCUUCCCACAUGCCUUGCUGUGCCGUGGGAAGCCAGGCCCCUUUCCUCAUUUCUUGCCCCAGUUUGCACAUUUGGUGAAGUUUCCCAUCUCAGUGACCCCCUCCUGUUUAAGAAAUGGGAUCUCAGUGCUGAGCCCCAAGGAGAUGAGCAGCCCAGAGCAGUGCUCCCGUCCAGCCGUGGAUGGUUCUCAUCCAUCCAUCCUGUUGCUCCGACCAGAGAUGAGCAACCCUACCAAAAUAAUUCCACCCGUCACUUCUCCAGAGCCUCUGCCAUCACAAAACCCUAUUUAAUUCCCUAAUGCUUUCCAGCAGCUCUUCCCUGGCAAACCAGAGUGGGUUAACAGUGAUGGAAGGGGAAAAGGCAGCAUCCCUACAUCCAGUCCUCUUCUUCCCAAUCCGGGCUGCAGAGCUUUGUUUCAUCCGGGGGCUGUGGUGGGCAAUGACAGUUCUGAGCAUCUGCAAACAUCAGCCUGGUCUCGUUACCAAAGCCAGCCAAGAGGCCGGACCCAAGUAAAGCCUUCUGCUCUCUAUGCCUUAUAUACAGAGAUAAUUAUAUAUAUAUCACUGUGGUUUACAAAUGAAAUAGCUCUGAAACCUUC